Messenger RNA from Mycena indigotica, 1500 nucleotides. RefSeq lists its product as uncharacterized. NCBI's taxonomy places the organism in Eukaryota, Fungi, Basidiomycota, Agaricomycetes, Agaricales, Mycenaceae. The transcript has a single exon. The coding region runs from base 1 to 1500 and encodes 499 amino acids. The record is from RefSeq and is a predicted model, not a curated record.
AUGAUCAACGUCUUCCAUGACCAUGCCGCCGCCAUUCAAGCCCUCUCAUUCUUUCGCCCAUUCGUCCGGCGUUCGGAUUUCCCGCUCAAUGUCGCCGCCAUAUCCAGGCUGAGAGACGAGGCGGAGCACAUCCAAAACGCAAUCAACGCCCUCAAGCCACAGCUAGAAACCCUCGAAGACCGUCUAGCGGCCAUCCAGCAUGACCUAUCGAGCGUUGUGUACCCUGUCAACUCUCUCCCCGCCGAAAUUCUGGGCCGGAUGUUUGAGGUAGCCAUGGACUCCGUGCCUCCCCACGAAAUCAACCGCACACGAUUCCGAAUUACUGCCGUCUGUCGACUUUGGCGCGAUAUCGCGAUCGCGCACCCACACGUGUGGACGCGGAUCUACCCCCCGCGCCGGACCCUCAAUUCCAGUAGCGACUCCUUAUUCGACGAUUCGCUGCAGCACGCUCGCGGUUUACCGCUGGAAUUUUCCCUGCCUCGCCACUCUAGGCCUCCCCGUUUUCUAUUCAACUCUGCUGCGCAGUGGGCCGUUGCCUCCGUGGAGAGCACCCCCUGGUCACGUUUCGCAAGCCAUGACCAUCGCAUCGAGUGUCCGCGACUCACAAAGCUUGUCAUCGACUUACAGGAUUUUACGAGACCGAAUCAAUACUACAUGGAACUGGACACCCCGAAUCUGCGUGAGCUGUCCAUCCGCACGCCGACCUACUUGACGGGCCCUUAUCUCUCGUUUCCCCGCCACCAGCUGAAGAAACUGACCAUCCGGCAAUCGGCGACGUAUGAGGAGCUCUUGCCCCUGCUCGCGGAACUAGUCGGCCUGGAGGAGCUCGUCAUCGCCUCAGCUUUCAACUGGGGGGGCUCUGUGGACCCGAAGUUCGAGGUGACGCCCGUCUUGAUGCCCCACCUGUCCACGCUCCUUCUGGGCGCGCUUACCAAUGCCUACCUCCUCAAAUACGUCGACCUCCCCGCGCUAACGACGCUGGAGCUCGCGGAUUUUGACGCGGAGGAAAUCCAACUCGUGAUAUCCUGCAUCGUCCGCUCCGGCGCACGCAUCACCACCCUCUCCUUGAUGCCCACCAUCUACGCCGACCUCAAGCACGCUUUCCUGUCCCCCGCGUUCAGCCCAGUCACACAGCUGCUGGUCACCGCGUUUAACAUGCGCCCCAGUAAGGCUCAGCAGUGCGCCGCGGACCUUGCGCGGCUCGACACCCUGCCCAACCUUGCUGCAUUCACCCUGCACGUCGCCGCCGGCCGGCGCCAAGACCGGAAUUGGGAUCGGGACGCCAGGGACGGCCUUGUCAGCCUCGAACCCUUCCUCGAGGGGGUUGCCUCCAGAGCCGCUAAUGCGCUGCAAGCUGUCGGUCACGGGAUGCCAGUGAAGCUCACCAAGCUCUGCACCGAGUUCAGUGCACCAAGCAGGAUUUCGUCGCAGGACAUGCGUGGCGCGGCACGCUUGCAGCGGAUUUUAAAAAGUCUCAGCUUGUGUAUCCUUCAAGAUUAG